Messenger RNA from Ctenopharyngodon idella (grass carp), 3410 nucleotides. RefSeq names its product collagen alpha-1(XXVIII) chain-like. NCBI's taxonomy places the organism in Eukaryota, Metazoa, Chordata, Actinopteri, Cypriniformes, Xenocyprididae. The transcript has 22 exons. The record is from RefSeq and is a predicted model, not a curated record. The coding region runs from base 1231 to 2538 and encodes 435 amino acids.
AUAUUAAGGUUGAAACACUGUAGUCACAUGAACUGUUUUAAAUAUGUUUUUAGCUUUCUGGGCAUUGAGAAAGGGAGUGUCAUUGCUGGCGAUGCAGGCCUCACUGAGCCAUCUGAUUUGAUCAAAAAUAUCUUAAUUUGUGUUCCGAAGAUAAACGAAGGUCUUACGGGUGUGGAAUGACAUGAGGGUGAGUAAUUAAUGACAGAAUUUUCAUUUUGGGGUGAACUAACCCUUUAAGUGGCAGAAAUGGGCUUCCAUAAGGUUUGGAACAAUUUUGAUGUGAAAACUUUACUGCCCUCUACAGUUGAAAAAAAAAAAAAAAAAGGUUUAUUCCCUCUGGUUUAUUCAUGAAAAGUGAAAAUUUAUUAAUAAUGUUAAUUUUGUAAAAACUCUGAAGCAUUUAAUGUAAAAGAGACAAUAAAAAUCACAAACAUAAACAGCUGAUUUGCAUUUAAUUAUAAUGGAAGCUUUUUAUAUGACUUCUUAAUGCUGUAUUGUCAUCUCGUCCCAAUCUCCUUGUUCUUAGAAUGUUUAUUAUGUAGUUGUAGAGAUAGCCUAUGUUAUAGCUAGUACUUCAUGCACACCACAUGAGAAGAGGUCCCUUUAAAAUAAAAUAAUAAAGAAAGAAAUAAAAAAUAAACCUAAUUUUUGUGUUCCACAAAAAUAAAUGCAAACAGGUUUGGAACUAUAUGAGGAUGAAUAAUUAGUGAAGGCGAACUAUCCCUUUAAAAGUCUAAGAAUCCUUGAGAUGAGUCAGAUCUCAGGAGGUUCCUGCAUGUUUUCCAGAUUUCACGGGGGUGCUGUUUAUAUGAAUUUUUGUCAAGGAAUCAGAAACCUUUGGGGAAAAUGUUAUUGACCUCCAAACAAUCUCUCAGCAUUCAUCUCCAAAACAGAUCUAAACAAUGGAGUGUGUGUGACAGAAAGAGGGGGCCUGUGUGUGUGUGUGUGUGUGUGUGUGUGUGUGUGUGUGUGUGUGUGUGUGUGUGUGUUCAGUCAGGCAUCAGAUUGUUGGGUUUGUGAUGAUGAGCUGAUGUUCAGUACAGAAAGUGCUCCACACAGGAGACAUGUGGAUACUCUCUAUUGCAUAACAGACAAGGUUAGACAUGAAUAAAAGCAUGGCCAGAGUGUUUUUUCUGUGCCUGUUGCUUUGGCUGCCUUUACCUGCGGCCAGAUGCCAGAACAGAAGACAGUCUGGAGAAACACCGAUAAACCUCACCACAAAACUGGACAAUGUGCCCACGACCACCGGUGUGUUUGUGUGAGAAAGGUGAACAGGGUCCUCCAGGAGCUCCUGGUAAAAAAGGAGAUCGAGGUUAUGAAGGAGCACCUGGUCAAAAAGGCUCAAGGGGGGAAACAGGAGCACCUGGUCUUCCAGGAAUCAACGGUGCAGAGGGAAGACCUGGGUUCAGAGGUGAUAAGGGGGAUCAAGGUAAUUGUGGACCACCAGGGCAAAAUGGACAUAAGGGCGCUGAAGGGCCUCCAGGGCUGAGGGGCCCCAGAGGAGAGCAGGGUCUGAAAGGGCCUCCAGGAGACCAGGGGCAUGAGGGUCAAGCAGGACCCAAAGGGGAUCGAGGGCCGGUUGGUGCGUCUGGCCCGCCAGGAGAUAUUGGAAUUGGAUUCCCUGGUCCAAAGGGAGAUCCAGGGCCAGUUGGAGAACCAGGGAUAGGCAUUGCAGGGCCGAAGGGUGAAAUGGGGUUACGAGGACCCAUUGGACCACCAGGGCUGAAGGGAGAAGGCUAUCCCGGCCUACCUGGGCCACCAGGUCUUCCAGGAGAGAUUGGGCCAGAGGGUCCAGGUUUACCUGGACCAAAGGGGGAUCGAGGCCCUCCAGGUCCCCCAGGGCCUGCUGGAGCACCAGGUCUUGGGCAGAUGGGCCCAAAGGGCUCCAAUGGUCAGACUGGUCCAGCUGGUCCUCCAGGAUUACCAGGAGAGGGCAUACAAGGACCAAAGGGUGAUCCUGGAUAUCAGGGUAUACAGGGGCCAAGAGGGUCCCCUGGAGAGGGUCUGCCGGGACAGAAGGGGGAUCGUGGGUUACCAGGAGCACAAGGACGCAAAGGGGACGUUGGAAGCCCGGGAGAACCAGGAUUUACAGGACCGCCGGGUAAUUCAGGAACAAAAGGAGAACCUGGUCUCACGAGAGAGGAAAUAAUCACUCUAAUCAGAUCUAUUUGUGGUUGUGGCCGGAUAUGCAGAGUAAAACCUCUUGAGCUGGUGUUUGUGAUUGACAGCUCUGAGAGCGUCGGCCUGGAAAACUUUGAAGUCAUUAAAGACUUUGUGAAUACCUUGAUCGACCGCGUGUCAGUCAGUUCGAAGGUGACGCAUGUAGGGGUUGUUCUCUACAGCCACAUUAACCUGAAGUGGAAAGUAAAUUGCUCCAACAGGUCUGUGAGAACACUGAUGGAUCAAUAUUCAGCACUACCUCCAGCUUCAAGCCAGAUGACCCUGGAGAGUUUGGCGUGUUCCCCUACUACGAUCCUAAACCAGACGACACGGACAUUAUCAGCACCAUUACACCAUAUUUGGAAAGAGAUGACCUGAACCUCCUCCCAGGUUUCUCUUUUACGCCUUUGGACCGGCUGAAUCGGGGCACAUACAGGACUGCCCCGAAACGCAGACCAACUGACCCACUGCUGCUUGUACAGAAUCAUUUUACCGCAGGUAAAUGCCCAUUCAGCCAUUCAAAAGUGAUACAAUAUAAAUAAUAGCAAUUCUGUAAACAAAAGAACUACCUUAAUCUUUCUAUUUUCUCUCUCUCAGAGGAGGGGUGCCUAGAGCCUCUGGAUCCCGGUCCAUGUCGACAGUAUGUUGUUAAAUGGUAUUUUGAUCCUAACGCCAAUUCAUGUGCUCAGUUCUGGUUUGGAGGUUGCAAUGGCAACAAAAACCGAUUUGAUAGUGAACAGACCUGCAGAAAAUCCUGUGUGAAAAUGUAAGUCUUAUCAUUAGAGCGCUGAAACUGAUGCAAAAGGACGGGAUACUAAAAAAAGAGAAAAAGAAAUAAAGCUAAUGGACCAUUUUAAUAUUUAACUAUGAACAUUUUAAAUAACUAAACUGCUCAGAAGAACUUGAACAAUUAAAUAAAUGGAUGCAUUUGCAUAAAUAAUGGCCACUAAAAGUAUUUGUCACACUUAAAUUGAACUGAGACUGCAUUAUAUAGCAUAAUAUCAAACAGUGUCUUUCAUUUUAAAGAAAUAUAGAAGACAUGGCUCAGAAAAAUUAAAAGUAGUUUGAUAUGUUGUUAUCUAAUGCAGUGACAUUAAGACAUUAUUUUGAGCAAACCAACAAAAAACUCUUUCUUCAUGGGCAAUGAACAAAUAUUCAUACAGAAAAACAAUCAGUAAUCUGUCUUCUUCCAUCAAAUGUUCUCAUGAAAACUGUUUUUUUGGUCACAUUAAACAUCUUUGUGUAUUUUA